AUGGGCGAAGCGGAGAGCUCGGCUGGGGCAGCGGAGGUGAAGCCCCCCUGCUCUGGCCUGGGCCCUGGGCCUGCUCCGCCCGCGAUGGAGCCCGGGUCUCAAGCGUCGUCGGAGGACGCGGCGGCUGCUAUCGCUUCGGCCGCGAUGUCAGCCACAUCGGCGGCUCCUCCGCCGCCGCCUCCGCCGCCGCUGCUGCCCGUGCCGGUGGUGUGGAGCCCCGAAGUGGAGGUGUGCCUCUUCCACGCCAUGCUGGGCCACAAGCCCGUCG
Messenger RNA from Notechis scutatus (mainland tiger snake), 268 nucleotides. Lineage: Eukaryota; Metazoa; Chordata; Lepidosauria; Squamata; Elapidae. The record is from RefSeq and is a predicted model, not a curated record.